Neolamprologus brichardi is the source of this 4166-nucleotide messenger RNA. Its product is annotated as un-named sa32065. NCBI's taxonomy places the organism in Eukaryota, Metazoa, Chordata, Actinopteri, Cichliformes, Cichlidae. The record is from RefSeq and is a predicted model, not a curated record.
GCAGCGUGGGCAGUGCAGAACCAGCGUGUGACCGCGGAGGAACCAUGGCGGCCCCUGCUCUCUCCGGCCGGGCUGGCUCGUCGGGCAGCCUCGGGAACAGCCCCACCAUGGCCGCCGGGAGGCUGCCGCACGGCGGCGGGCCCGAGCUGGACUUCAGGUCGGCGGCCCGCAUGGAGGACCUGAACCGGCUCAUCCAGGAGUUCAGCAAGCACGACCAGCGGGAGUACGACGACCAGCGGGCUCUGGAGAUCCACACGGCCAAGGACUUCAUCUUCUCCAUGCUGGGAAUGGUCCAGAAGUUGGACCAGAAGCUCCCGGUGGCCAACGAGUACCUCCUCCUGUCAGGAGGCGUUCGGGAGGGCGUGGUGGACAUGGACCUGGACGAGCUGAGCGUCUACGCCCGCGGCACAGACUACGACAUGGACUUCACCCUGCUGGUCCCUGCGCUCAAACUCCACGACCGCAACCAGCCGGUGACCCUGGACAUGAGACACUCGGCGCUGGGCCACUCCUGGCUCAGCCUCCGCCUCUUCGACGAAGGAACCAUCAACAAGUGGAAGGACUGCUGCACCAUCGUCGACCACAUCAACGGCACCACCAACUACUUCUUCUCCCCAACACUGGUGGCUGACUGGUUCUACCAGUCCAUCUCCCUGGUGCUGCUGGAGGUGCAGAAGAAGCCGCAGAGAGGAAUGCCGAGGGUGGAGAAGGUGGAGCGGAACGGCACCAUCAUCUCCGUCAUCCUGGGCGUCGGGAGCAGCCGGAUGCUCUACGACAUCGUCCCCGUGGUGUCGUUUAAAGGGUGGCCGGCUGUCGCCCAGAGCUGGCUGAUGGAGAAUCACUUCUGGGAUGGGAAGAUCACCGAGGAGGAGGUGAUCAGCGGCUUCUACCUCGUCCCCGCCUGCUCCCACAAAGGCCGCAAGGAGAACGAGUGGCGUCUGUCGUUCGCCCGCAGCGAGGUGCAGCUGAAGAAGUGCAUCUCGUCCAGCCUGAUGCAGGCGUACCAGGCCUGCAAAGCCAUCAUCAUCAAGCUCUUGUCCCGCCCCAAAGCCAUCAGCCCCUACCACCUCCGCAGCAUCAUGCUGUGGGCCUGCGACCGCCUCCCCGCCAACUACCUGGCGCAAGACGACUUCUCCGCCCACUUCCUCCUGGGCCUGAUCGACGACCUGCAGCACUGCCUCGUCAACAAGAUGUGCCCCAACUAUUUCAUCCCUCAGUGCAACAUGCUGGAGCACCUGUCGGACGAGACGGCCAUGCUGCACGCCCGCAAACUCUCCUCCGUGCGCUCCGACCCGGCCGAGCACCUGCGCACCACCAUCGAGCACGCCAAGGCCGCCAACAGGCUGACGGUGGAACUGCAGUGGCGGGGCAGCACCAACAACCUGCCAUCGCCGCAGUCCGACGCCGGCGGAGAGAACCAGCCCGACGACCGGCUGGCCAAGAAGCUUCAGCAGCUCGUCACGGAGAAUCCGGGCAAAUCCAUCUCAGUCUUCAUCAACCCGGACGACGUCACGCGGCCGCACUUCCGCAUCGAUGACAAGUUCUUCUGAGACUGACCUCCUCCUCCUCCCUCUCAGCCUUUCUCCUCCUCGCCUUGCCCCCACCUCCUCUGAAACUUAGUUUUUUUAAUUUUUUAUGUUUCUCUGCCACAGAGUGAAGUGAGGUGAUCGUCUAGUCGUGUCUGCCACAGUUUUUUAUUUUUUAUUUUUCUAUUCCCGUCCCCACCUCCUCCUCUUUCACUGUGUGCCCUGUGGUUUCUACCUGCUGAAUGCCUUUUACAGACAGCUGCACAGCAGCAGGUUGUUUUACAAAUGAAGGACGAGAUGGAAGUCCACCUUCAGCCGGCUCUGCUGCUCCAGUGUUCGUAGUUUGUAGUUCAAUAUAAUUAUCAGGGAUCCUGGAAAUGAGACGAGUCCACCAACUCCUGAAAUCGCGACGUGUGUCUCACGCCGGACUCGCCGUCGUUUAAAUUUGGCACUGACGGCAGAAACGAUGUGAAAGCGAGGAGCCGGGCUAAAAUCAGCUGCUUUGAUUGUGGGAAUUUCAGUGCUGGCGUGGCCGAAGCCUCAGUUUUAAUUUCAUUUUUACUUUUCUGUGAUAAAGUGAAGAACAAUCAAAGCAUGUCAUAAAUAAAUAAAUCCUAUUUCUGCACAGACUCAGCAUUUCCACCCGUGUUCUUCAGGCCUUCUGCAGUUCUCAUGUUGGACACCAGCCGAAUUCUGAUCGAUGGAGAUCUGAUCCUGAGCUUUUCAGUUUGUGGACUCCAGCUGUUCCACCUGCUCCUUAAAGACCAGACAAACUAAAACUCCUCAAAGACGAAUUUCUCCCAACGAUUUAGGAAGAAUUCGGUGACAAUCUGUUGGUUUUCCAGCACGAUGAAGCUCCAAGUUACGCGCUUCAACUAAGGCUCAGAGAUGAUCACAUUCAUAUUUGGAUCCGUGCAUGGAUCAUUGAUGAGGCAGGACUGGAUUUGUCCAGCAGAGAACUGCAGGAGUCUUGACGGUCGGUCUAAAUGCUGAUCAGUGCAGAAAAACUGAAGCGAGCACGAAACGAACGUUUGGCUCGUCAGCUGCUCUUCACCUCCACGCGCUCGUUCCUUGCGAUGAGGGCAGGGAUAGCUCAGUAGGUAGAGUGGUUGCCCCAUGAUCGGAAGGUCGGGGGUUCGACUCCACUGAACGGUUACCCUGAGGUACCCUGAGCAAGGUAACGUCCCUACACACUGCUCCCCGGGCGCUGCAUUGGUGGCUGCCCACUGCUUCACUGGGUGAAUGGGUUAAAUGCAGAGGAGCAAUUUCCCUAUGGGGACUGACACAUACACAUUAUACAUUAUUAUGACACGAGUACGAGGUUUUCAUAAUUACGAGCAAGUUACUCAAAAUAUCUAAUGACUCGUUUUUGCAGCAGCUCGGCGUUGAGCGUGAUUUUAUCCCAAAAGCAUUUCAGAGCUCGCUGAUCGGACGGCGGACGCUUUCAGGAGCUGCGGACAGCCUGAAGUCUCACGUCGAGGAGUAAAAGCAGCAGAGCUUGGACGAAGGUGGAUUUUGUCCCUCUGAGGAAUGUCUUAGUCCCACCGCGGGACGACGAUGAUGGUACUAACGUCUUAGAGACUAACUGUAAAUAGGUACAAAGUGACUGAACUCUGACGGGCAGAAGGAGGAACAGACUGACGAUGGUUUGUCGACUACUUUUCGUCUGAUUUUGCACAGAAUGUAAAAAAAAAAACCGCCGUGUUUCCUCUCGAUGGCGGACGCCGUGUCCUCCUCACUGUCGAAUGACGAUAUAUCAUAUCAGUUGAUGGUGACACUUUACCGACUGGUGGUCGCGGUGCACGCUGUAGAUGUUCUCAUUAACCGGCAGAGCUGCAGCGAUUGUGAUUGGUCCAAAGGCGCAGCUUCCCCUGAUGGAGUCUGACGGCUGAGCUGCCGGUUGGUGUUGCCUCUCGUUCGCCAACAGACGCCCUGGAUCCCGUGUAGUUUGCAAUGUUUUCCGAGUUUUCCUCAUUUCAGUUUGUUUUGAUGAGCUUGAGUGUAGUCCAGAAUCCUUCCAGACAUUCCAGGGUCCAGGUCCAGACGGAUGGCGUAGCUCGUGAUGGGGGCGUGGUGGGUUGACAUGAAGCUCGCAGCAGCGUUUCCGUUUACUGCUCAGGUUGAUCUGCUGCACGGCGACCACAGUCAGUAACGUGUCACUUCCGGCUCGAUAUCACCGGCCUCGCUCGCCACUUCCUCUUUCUCCAUCUUGUUUGUUUUGAUCACUAUUUAAUAAGCUUCACUGUAACUUAGUUUAUUAUUUCUAACCCGACUGAUGUUUACUCCGCAGCUGCUUCUUAGUGUUUGGAUGUCGAGGGUUCGACUCCCCUUCAGCGCCGCCGGCUCACCACGUGAUCGUCAGCCUUUCAGAUCGCUCGCAAAACAUUGGGACCAAAUCCCGAUUGGGACUUUUUACACUCCAACUGUAGGUGGAGGUUUGGUCUGAUGGAGCUCCAGGCUGGUUUCUGGCACAGUUACUGUGCAGUAAGCGAACGCUGUUUGGCUCCAGAAACCACCAAUUAUGUGGCAAACCUCAGUUUGGAGCUCAGGCAGCUUGGCGGUGGGACGUGUCUAAUGAGAUGGUGCUAUGAUGUCAUCAAGGGUGUUUUUGAGGGGCACAAAUCAUCACAGAUUUAGCCA